ACGGCUGCUCUGGCUCUCCUCCCCCCUCCCUCCCAGUGUCAGAGCUAGUCUCGGCCCGGUGUCCAGGAUGGGGCGGAGGGAGCGCCUUCUCCUUCCCCUCGCCCGUCUGCUCGAGUAAUGGCGGGGAGCCCACAACGUUUCUCUUUGCCCCCUGGUUUCGCAUGAGAAGGGGGAGUGAGAUGCGCCCUUAAGCCUGUGUAGGGAAGGGGAUGGAGCAUAAAGUAGCUUUCAGAGGCACCAGCCGCUAUAGUGCAGAGCCCAGUGGAAGACUGACGGAUGUGUUCAAUAACGUUAUCAUGACAGGUUGCAGCUCCUUCUAUGAUUGCUACAAAUUGCAGAGUGAAGAGAAUGUAGACUUACGGCAGACUUACAGUACUUCACUUUCUACAGCCUCUGAAUGUUCAAACCAUGCUGACUCUUCUCUUUUCUAUGUCCCAUGGUCUACAUAUGCAGAUGAUAUUAAACAACUCCCUAGUUCUCAGAUUAGUGUAAAGAACAGGAUUCAGACUGAAAUAAAUGACUAUGGCAGUGAAACAGAUUUAUAUGGACUUGUAUCUAACAUCUUGGAAGAACAAGAUAAAUCACAGCCAUAUUUUGCUGAGGGGGCAUGUGCCUCUGGUUUAAAAUCAGUAUGGCCUGUGAGCACAACCCGAUUUACAGACCACCCUGACUUGCUGUCUGAAACAAAGAGGCCGGUAGAUGGAGCCAUUCCUCAACAAGCUUUUUAUGGUGGAGAAACUUUACCAGUGUCUGACAAACAAUAUCUGCACGCGGGUAACAUAACCUUGCAACAGAAAAUGGAUGAUCUUUACCAUGGGCUCACUAAUAUAGAUCUUGAUGAGCAAUGGUUGUACCCUUCCAGGAAUGAUCAUGUCAGCUGCUAUAAUAUUCAGACCAAUGAGAAUGCAAAGGCAUCACAGUUUCAGGACUAUUCGUAUGUGAAAACAUGUUUUACCCCACAAACCAGUCUUUCGGAAGUGAUAAAAGAAUCGGGAUCAGAUACUUAUGCUUAUGGAAGGGAUAAGGUGGGGCCUAAAGGGCAUGAUGCACAGGUGCACCAAAAAAGAGCUGAGAUGUUUCUUUCACAAUUUAAUAGGUACAGUGACAGUGCUGAUUAUUGUAGAUACCUUGAUUACUCUCAUCCCAAUAAAGCAAAACAUAAUAAAAAUGCAAAUUAUGGUGUUCAAGAGAGUAAAAAAUUGCCAAGUGGAACACCUGAGUUACCAGCCUUAGAUACAGAUAAUUAUAGUAAACUUUUUCAAAAUAAAUCAGCUGUCCAGAAGAAAAUGGAAGAUGCCUCUUCAGAACAGCAGAAUUUUGCAUUCCAGAAGACCACAGGACUCAUGUCAGAAAAGCAAUUUGUGAAUGAAACUUCAUUUACCCCUGACUUUGGUUUAAAAUCAGACUUUGCUUUAAAGUCUCACACAGCUGUCCCAGGGAGUAGUGAUUUUGCAAAUGCUGCAGAAAAUUCUGAAUAUUUCAAAUCACUGAAUAUCUUAUCAACAAACUCAGUAACUACUUCUUCAUCAAGCACAAAUGUAAGGCCAACAUGGAUCAGCAUCCAGACCAAAAACAGUUCCUCUGUCCCUAUUCGGAAUCAAGGCACCAUGAUAAAGUUGAAUAAUCAUUUAUCUGCUGGUUCAAAAGGUUCCAAUCAUUCUUACGAUUUUUCUCAGUUGCCAUCGACCAAUGUAACUUUAAACAGUAAUUUGUUGCUUCAGAAAUAUUGCCAAGAAACCCCCACAGUGUUUUCCAGUUUUGAUUUCAAUGAUGGCAAUACUCCAGACCGGGUUCAGUCUGUGAGUCAUACAGAAGGACUGACUAAAGUAGGAGAAGAGAGUCUCUUUGAGUCAAUUAUAGACAAAAAAAUUAAGCCAUCGAAUGGUUUUUGUGAUAAUUAUUCACAGCAAUAUGGGAUAAUAGAAAAUGUGAACAAGCACAAUUUUCAAAUUAAGCCACAGAAUGGGCAUUAUGAUGCUGAAGAAGGACAAAAGCAUCUAGACGGACUGUCACAAAACACUUAUCAAGAUUUAUUGGACUCUCAGGGUCACUUCAGUAGCCACAGGCAAGGAAGUGGAGACAAUAAUAUUGUCAAUAACCGUGUGAAUCGUACUCAGGCAUCUUGCUUUUCAAACAAUUUCAUGAUGGGUGAUUUGAGGCACAGUCCAAGUGUCUCACAACUUGGUUCAAGCAGAUUUCCUUUAAAAUCCACCCAUCCAUUUGGACACUCUGUCAUUCCCCUGAUGGAUUCCUAUGAUUUGUUCUCCUAUGACGAUUUAAGCCAUUUGUAUCCUUAUUUUAAUGAUAUGAUGUAUGGAGACAGUUCUUUCACAGGCUUCAUGCCAACAUUUGGGUUUCAAAGACCAAUGAAAACUCGGAGUGGAUCAGCCAGUGAGCUUCAUAUUAGACUGGAAGAAUGUUAUGAACAAUGGAGAGCAUUGGAAAAAGAACGGAAAAAGACUGAGUCAGCUCUUGCCAAGAAUUACCCAGGGAAGAAGGUGUCAAGCACUAAUAAUACUCCAAUUCCAAGACUGACAUCUAACCCAUCCAGAGUUGAUCGUUUAAUUGUGGAUCAGUUACGAGAACAAGCCAGAGUUGUGACUUUGCUGGGAAAGAUGGAACGUCUUCGAAGUUCUCCCCUUCAUGCUAAUAUCUCUACUGCUCUUGAUAAACACCUGGAAGCAAUUCACAUUGUGCAGUCCCGUAGAAAGGAUGAAAUCGUCAAUGCUUCACAUCGGCAGAGACAAGGAGCCCCACGGUGUCAAGAUGACAGAGAUGUCUUUGCUCUUGCACUGGCUAUCAAAGAGAUGUGUAUAGCAACACGCAAAGCACGUACUAUCCUGUGGUGUGCUCUUCAGAUGACUUUGCCAAAAACAACCCCUACAGCUGGACCAAUGAAGACAGAGAAGACAUUACAGGAGCUAGUUCAGCCUGAAGAUAAGCCCUAUGAACAGAUUAAUAGCAACAUCCCUGUGAUCCAGAGGGGAGAAACAAAAAAACAUUGAGGAAAAGUAAAUCAGAUAUGAGUGUACAAUAACACUGUACUAAAGGUUGUAAAUGAACUUUUUAAAGCUUUUCUUUCAAAUUAAAAGUAAAGAGAUAGAUGAACAGUAGUUUGCCUACCCUAAAUCCAGCAGCUAACUGAUUAGUAGCUGUUAAUGUCACACAUUUCUUUGUUUGUGUUAGCAGAAUCAAUAUAUUGAUGAGGCAGAUCUAAUAUGUUAGGUUAAAUAAAUCAGAAUAUUUUAAACUGCCAAAAUAGAACUAAAAUCCAUUCCGCGAUGCAGGCAUAUGCCAAUGGGAAUGGCAUAUUCUUUUAGGUUUCAUUAGUAAAUCUGUUUUCAAAUAAUGAAUUUGAAUUACUGUAACACACUACUGGCUGCAGUCUGGUAAAGACAAGUUUUGAUUGUGAUUAAAAAAAUAUUUUUUUCUUCAGACAAUGAGUACCUGGAAACAGGAAGGAAACAGAGAUAAACACACCCAGUAUGAAUGUUUAACAAAUAAAAAUAUUUAAAAUUGACUUAUUUAUGAAUUUGAAAUCUUAAUCUAAACUUAAAAUUGACCAGAUUUUCUUAAAUUAGUGAUGUUAUCAUAAUGCCAUUUAUCCAACCAUGCAAGUUAGGGAACUUUAAAAACCUUCUGAAAUCAUUUGUGCCUAUUCUUUUAAAUAAUAUCAAUAAAAUAUUGUAUGUUUCAAAGUAUUUAAAUGUAAUCAAAAUUACAUUUAUAUUAUCUCUUUAGCAGUUGCUCUGCAACUCCCUUGGUUUACUACUUUUAAAGAGGGUAUCAAGAAGUUCUGAAGUGCACUUUCUUUAAAGUUACUCUUUAGCCAGUUUGGUUUGAGAUUGUUUGAUGUAUAUUUUGUUAUCUUAGUUUGCUUCUGCAUUCUUUAGCACUGUUGAAAGCUUGUUUUUUCCCUUAAUAUCUAUUACUAUCUUUUUAUUGAAUGUGAGUAAUUUAUUCAAUUAAUAUGUUAUUAUGUGGCUCAGGAGAUCUUGGGUUUUAACAGUCUAGCAUGAAGAUAAACUAUAUAAUGUCUGGAUAAAAUUUACUGACCUACCCUUGGCUAGGUACACUGAUAUUUUAAAUAUCUGUGUUCUUCCAGCUUUUAGAAAUCCUGGUAUGCUGAACAGUGUAAUCAAACCACAUAAAUUGCCUUUAGAUGAUGUAAGGAACUGAUUGAGAUUACAGGAAAAACUGUAGGGAACCAUUUUGAUCAUUGAUGUGACUUUCCAUGCUGCCAAAAUAAACUACAUAUGGCAGCAUACCACCAUACCAUAGCAGCCACUGCACAAAGAUGGGUUGAGUUUGACAUUAAGAUGUGUUACAUGUUAUGAAAAUAAAUAUUGUACUAAUUUUAGUCUUCUAAUAAACUGGCUUUUGUUGAAAAGCA
This is a messenger RNA of Hemicordylus capensis (graceful crag lizard), 4393 nucleotides long. RefSeq names its product meiosis specific with coiled-coil domain (gene MEIOC). Gene Ontology annotation, cellular component: nucleus; cytoplasm. Lineage: Eukaryota; Metazoa; Chordata; Lepidosauria; Squamata; Cordylidae. Bases 210 to 3005 code for a protein of 931 amino acids. Gene Ontology annotation, biological process: female meiosis I; meiotic cell cycle; male meiosis I. The transcript is spliced from 8 exons. The record is from RefSeq and is a predicted model, not a curated record.